AUGGCCCUGCUGCCGCUGCUGCUCCUGGCGGCCGCGGCCGCCCUCCUCGCCCGCGGGGGCUGCGCGGAGCCCCGAGACACAGGAUCGGUUCCCAUGCAAGACCCUGGCUAUGACAUUGUUCACCCAGUCAAGGUGGAUGAGAGAGGCGCCUUCCUCUCCUACAACCUGUCCCACCGUUUGCUCUCCAAAAGGGCCCUUUUCGCCCAGAAGCGCUCACGUGCUUUCUACAGUCUCCGCCACAGAGGGCAGCAGCUGAGAUUCAACCUGAGCCUGAACAGCCACCUCCUGGCUCCUGGUUUCGUUAGCGAGAGGCGCUAUGGAGGAGGCCUCGCUCACGCCAAGAUCCGGGCUUACAGCCAGAACUCAUGUCACAUGAUUGGGUCAGUUCAGAACCAGGAGCAAGAAAGUGGAUUGGCUGCUCUUAGCACAUGUGAUGGGCUGAAAGGGGUCUUCCGGCUGGCCAACGAAGACUUCUUUAUUGAGCCGCUGGCUCCAAGCAACCUGGGCGGGGAGAAGAAAGCCCACUCCCACAGGGUCUACAGGCGCCACGUUCCAGAGUACGAGGCCGAAGAGUUUAUUUCAGUAGUGAGCACAAUGCAAGACAGGAAACAGGUGGCCAUUGGCAAGAUGUGUGGUGUCCAAGAGAGCCUUGAGGACUCUGAGAAGCGCAGAGAAAAGUGGGAGGAGAAGCGGCGGCGGCGGCGGCGGAUCAAGCAGCGCUCCGUCAGCAAGGAGAAAUGGGUGGAGACUCUGGUGGUGGCUGACACCAAGAUGGUGGCGUACCAUGGCAGCGCUCACGUGGAGAAAUACGUCCUGACUGUCAUGAACAUGGUGGCCGGUUUAUUCCAUGACGCCAGCAUUGGGAACCCUAUCCACGUUUCUAUUGUGCGUCUUAUCUUUCUGGAAGAUGAGGAGGAAGAUCUGAAAAUUACCCACCAUGCAGACAACACCUUGAGAAGUUUCUGCAAGUGGCAGAAAGCCAUCAACGUCAAGGGGGACGCUCACCCGCUGCACCACGAUGUUGCAAUCCUGCUCACAAGGAAGGACCUCUGCACUGCCAUGAACCGUCCGUGUGAGACGCUGGGCCUGUCUCAUGUCUCGGGCAUGUGCCAGCCGCACAGGAGCUGUAACAUCAACGAGGACACCGGGCUACCCCUGGCUUUCACUGUGGCCCACGAACUUGGACACAGUUUUGGGAUUCAGCAUGACGGAAGCGGCAAUGACUGUGAGCCAGUUGGGAAAAGACCUUUCAUCAUGUCUCCACAGCUCCUGUACGACACGUCGCCACUCACCUGGUCCCACUGCAGCCGGGAGUACAUCACCCGCUUCCUCGACCGAGGCUGGGGGCUUUGCCUGGACGACCCGCCAGCCAAAGGUGUGAUCGACUUCCCGUCCGUGCCACCAGGAGUCCUCUACGACGUCAGCCACCAGUGCCGGCUCCAGUAUGGCGCCUACUCCACCUACUGUGAGGAUAUGGACAGCGUCUGCAACACCCUCUGGUGCUCCGUGGGGAACACGUGUCACUCCAAGCUGGAUGCAGCUGUCGAUGGCACCAAGUGUGACGAGAACAAGUGGUGCUUCAAUGGAGCGUGCGUGCCCGAGGGAUACCGGCCAGAGGCCGUCGAUGGCGGCUGGGCCGCCUGGAGCUCCUGGGCGGCUUGCUCUCGGACCUGCGGCGCUGGAGUGCAGAAUGCGGAGCGGCAGUGCGACAGCCCCUCGCCAAAGUAUGGCGGGAAAUUUUGCCUGGGGGAACGGAAACGCUUCCGGGUCUGCAGCAGACAGCCCUGCCCCACGGACAAGCCAUCUUUCCGGCACGUUCAGUGCAGCCACUUUGAUGCCAGGCCCUACAAAGGGAAGCUUUAUAAAUGGAGCCCGGUCCCUAAUAAUAGCAACCCGUGCGAGCUGCACUGUCGCCCGGAGAACGAGUACUUUGCCGAAAAGCUCCGUGACGCUGCUGUCGAUGGGACCCCGUGUUUCGAAGGAAACUCCAGGCGGGACGUGUGCAUCAACGGAAUCUGCAAGAACGUCGGCUGUGACUAUGAAAUCAACUCCUAUGCUGUCGAGGACCGGUGCGGUGUGUGCCGUGGGGAUGGAUCAACCUGCCAGACAGUGAAGAAGACCUUUGAGGAGAGGGAGGGCCUGGGUUAUGUUGACGUCGGGCUGAUCCCAGCCGGAGCGCGAGAGAUUCAGAUUGAGGAGAUGGCCGAGGCAGAGAACUUCCUGGCCUUGAGGAGUGAAGAUCCAGAGAAAUACUUCCUGAACGGCGGCUGGACCAUCCAGUGGAAUGGCGAUUACAAGGUGGCCGGGACAACCUUCACCUACGAGAGGACAGGAAACUGGGAGAACCUUACCUCUCCGGGGCCCACAGAGGAGCCUGUGUGGAUUCAGCUCUUAUUCCAGGAGAGGAAUCCAGGAAUCCGCUAUCAAUACACCAUUCAAAGGGAAUCCGAUAAUGAAAAUGAGAUCACUCCAGCCGAGUUCUUCUGGCAAUACGGGUCCUGGACAAAAUGCACAGUCACCUGUGGGACAGGGGUUCAGAGGCAGAGCGUGCGCUGCGUCGAGAAGGUGGCUGGCGCUGUGGAGGAGCUGUACUGCGAGGCGCUCAGCCGGCCUGACGACAAGCAGAGGAGCUGCAGCGAGGAGCCGUGUCCAGCCAGGUGGUGGACUGGCGAGUGGCAGGCGUGCACGGCCACUUGUGGCGACACGGGGCUGAUGAAGAGACCCGUCCUCUGCAUUCAGAGCGUGGCCCUGGACGAGCAGCAGGCCCUGCCGCCCAGCCGGUGCCACCAUCUCCCCAAGCUGGACGCCACCGCCCCCUGCAACCGAGAGCACCUCUGCCCGGCUCGGUGGGCCACGGGCAACUGGUCUGAGUGUUCGGUGACGUGUGGGAGUGGGACGCAACAGCGCCCGGUUUACUGCCCCAAUGAUACCAAAGCCAGCUGUGAUCCGGGGCAAAGGCCCGUGUCUGAAACGGCCUGUACGUUGCCGCCCUGCUGGAAUAGGGCAGAGGCCGCCGUCCCUGACUGGUCUGGCAGCGGUUCUUCCAGCCGUGAGCUGUUUAAUGAAAUCAAUUUCAUUCCAGGCCAUCACAUCCCCAAGUUUAGUCCUUCCGUGCCCAAAUCCAAAGACCUCAAUGACAUAACAGAGGAAGAUUUUUCACCCGGUAACAACGAAAAGGGAAAUGUGUUUGUGGAUGACUUUUACUACGAUUAUAAUUUCAUCAACUUCCAUGAAGAUCUGUCAUAUGACCCAGUCGACAGGGGGGGAGAGGAUUUGAAGCCAGAUGUUGGGGUGACAACUGCGGACAACAUGAAGAAGGAUUCUGAAGGAACGCAUCCCAGUUUUCUCCCAGCUAUAAACCUAGAGGACAGAAUGAAAAAAGAAAGCACAAAAUCUCCAGCUAGUGGGCACAAUAAUGACGAGGAAACUAAUAAGGGUCAAGAGAGUAACACUGUGGUUGAUUUGUAUGAUUCUGGUGAUACCACAGUUGCCAUCCCAACCACCUCCACCAUUGCAGUCAAAGAGAAGAACAUCCCGCCAUCACCUCUGGAAGAUCAUCUGUCCACCACCACAGCAGCAGCAACAGGCUCUUCUCCAGCUAGCAGCAGUCAUCUUGCUAAUACUCGAGAAAACCCUUUUACAAACAGACCUUUGGAGGAGAACAUGGCGGUCACAACUCAUUCCUCCAACUUUCCUUACUCACCCAUUCUAACUCCAACGACACCUUCUCACCAGGACAGCCACGGUCAGGGAAGCAAGUCUGGUGCUCCUAGCAGGAGGAUGCAAGACCCCCAAAGUUCAACCUUUCCUGAUCACGGUGUUCACAAAGGCAAUGGCUUGUGGGACAUGGCAGAGGAAGGCAAUGGGGAGCCCAGGCACGCAGGCCGGGCCUUUCCUAACGGUGAAGGUGACCCAGGGAUUGCUCACAGAAUUAAAGACAUCCAGUUGAACACAGUCACAACAGCAGCUGCUAGAACAACCAGGCCAGCUGGCCCCCUUGCCCAUCGGUCAACUCAUUCUACUGGAGCCACUCCUGAUCUUUCCACACAAAAUGGCAGGGGCCCAGAUUACACUGUGAGUUCACCCAAUGUGGAAACUGACAAGAGUCAUGCAGAAGAUGCGCAUAACCACCGGCACAGUCCCCGCAAGGGUGCCCUUCCACCGGUGGUCUCCUCCCCCUCCUCUGCCUAUGACUUAUCCUCCCUUGCAUCUCACACUCCAGACCCGUGGGGGCUGCAGUUGUCCGUUGAGCCAACCUGGUUCGAGCAGGGCCCGGCCUUCCCCAACACUUCCCCUUCGAUGCCGGCUGUACCAAGAGCUAGUGAGGGGAUCACAAAGCUUGUCUCUUCCACUGGGGACCAAGGACCUUUCAGGGGCAGAAAAGAGAGCUUGCCCGGUGGAGUUCGCUGGACAUUUGGCAAUCGCAACGGAGGCCUCGGGCCCAGCCUCAUAACUGCAAAGCACCAGGAAGUGGAGAAGAGCAAGGCGCCCUCCGUGAUGCCUUCCGUGCUGCUGGCCGCUGUUGUCAAUGCCAGCUGGGAAACUGGAAACUGGAGUGAGUGCUCCACCACCUGUGGCCUUGGUGCCCUUUGGAGGACAGUGCGCUGCAGCACGGGAAUGGCGGAAGACUGUAGCCCUGCCAGGAAGCCUGUUCCUGCUCGAAGGUGUUACCUGAGGCCAUGCUCCACCUGGCACGUUGGAAACUGGAGUAAGUGCUCCAAGACCUGUGGAGGCGGAGUGAAGUUCCGGGACCUGCACUGCAUUGACACGCGGGACCAGCGUCCCCUUCGCCCCUUUCACUGCCAGGCUGUCCUGUACAAGCCACCGACGCAGAUGCCGUGCCAAACCAAGUUGUGCCUCAGCUGGUACACAUCUGCCUGGAGAGAGUGCUCUGAGCUGUGUGGAGGAGGAGAACAAGAGCGUCUGGUUACCUGCCCAGAAUUUGGAAGAUGCGAUGAAGCCGUACAACCGAACAACAUGAGGUCUUGCAACAUCCACCCCUGCACCAAGUGGACAGUGGGGUCCUGGGGGCAGUGCACGGCCACAUGUGGUGGAGGCAUCCAGAGGAGGCUAGUGAAGUGCAUGAACACCAAGACUGGAGAGGCAGAAGAAGACAGCGGCCUGUGUGGCCAUGAACAAUGGCCAGAGCAUAUCCAGAAAUGCAACCUCCAAGUCUGCAGCUACAAUGAGUCAAGUUUCCUCUGUGAGCGUGACCGGCUCUCCUUCGGCUUCUGCCAGACGCUGAGGCUGCUGGGAAGAUGCACUCUCCCCACAGUCAGCAUCCAAUGCUGCCGGACCUGCCACCAACAUGGCCACAGCCACCGAGACCGUGGGAACGAGCGCGCCUCCCGGAAGUAAAAGCUGGUGUUCACAAGGACCCUUUGGGGAGGAAGAGCAGGAGGCCUCAAGGGGAAUGUCUGCCUUGGCCAACCCAGGGCUCUCAGGUGAGACUCAGCCGUGGUGCCUGCACGAUCGCUGCAGUCUACUUCCGUCUGGUGCUCUUCAAGACGCAGAAGUUUUACAUUCACGCUGUUGAGCUAUGUCUCCAAACUACACUCA
This is a messenger RNA of Elgaria multicarinata webbii, 5559 nucleotides long. It is a transcript of the gene ADAMTS7, whose product is annotated as ADAM metallopeptidase with thrombospondin type 1 motif 7. Gene Ontology annotation, cellular component: extracellular matrix. The transcript is spliced from 24 exons. Bases 1 to 5358 code for a protein of 1785 amino acids. Gene Ontology annotation, biological process: proteolysis; extracellular matrix organization. The record is from RefSeq and is a predicted model, not a curated record. NCBI's taxonomy places the organism in Eukaryota, Metazoa, Chordata, Lepidosauria, Squamata, Anguidae. Gene Ontology annotation, molecular function: metalloendopeptidase activity.